Glossina fuscipes is the source of this 2106-nucleotide messenger RNA. Its product is annotated as ATP-dependent RNA helicase vasa. Lineage: Eukaryota; Metazoa; Arthropoda; Insecta; Diptera; Glossinidae. The record is from RefSeq and is a predicted model, not a curated record. Gene Ontology annotation, molecular function: RNA helicase activity; RNA binding; ATP binding. Gene Ontology annotation, biological process: gamete generation; cell differentiation. Gene Ontology annotation, cellular component: nucleus; P granule.
CAUUUAUUAAUUGGGGAAAAAGAACCUUUUUCAGUUAUUUCCUGAUUGCAAACUAUCGUUAUGUGGGAUUGGGAUGAGAGUGAUACAGAGAUGCCAACUGGAAAAGGUUUUGGCGGCACAAACGACAAAUUCAGAUCUAAUCGUAAUGCGGAUAAUGAAGAAGACAACGAUAAUCAAUAUUCUUAUAAUAAAUCUGGCCGUUUUGGUGGUGGUUCUAGAGGAGGACGAGGACGUGGCCGAGGUCGUCCCUUAAGUGAUUCUCAUGGGUCUCGUAGUUUUACUAACCGUCAUCAUUCGGAGGAAGCUGAUUCUAACGGGUUCCACAACGAUGAUGAUGGAGGAAAUGAUAGAAAACGAGGCGGUUUUAAUCCGCGCGGUCGUGGUGGGGGCGCAGGCGGUAGACGUGACUACAAUAAUGGUAGAGAUGAAUACAAACGUAAUAGAAACGACGAUGAUCAAAAUGGUGGUGCAGAUGAGCCACAGAAAGUUCGCGAAUUCUACAUACCGCCCGAACCAACCGAUAAUGAAGAUGAAAUAUUUGGUAGUGGUAUAAGCUCUGGCAUAAAUUUUUCUAAAUAUGAAAGCAUUCCCGUUAAGGUAAAUGGUCAGAAUCCUCCCCCUGCCAUUCAAACAUUUGAAGAUGCUGGCCUUCGAGAUAUUGUUUUAAAAAAUAUAAAACGGUCCGGUUAUAAAGUACCUACGCCCAUUCAAAAGACUGCUAUACCAGUAGUAGGAAGUGGGCGGGAUCUGAUGGCUUGUGCGCAGACUGGAUCCGGCAAAACCGCGGCUUUUCUUAUACCCAUUAUCAAUCAGUUACUGAAUGAUAAUGCUGAAGCAUCGAUUGGUAGGCCACACGCUUUGGUUGUGUCGCCUACACGCGAAUUAGCUAUCCAGAUAUUCAAUGAGGCACGUAAAUUUGCCUUAGGUUCGUAUUUAAAUAUACGUAUCGUUUACGGGGGUACUUCGUCCAAGUAUCAAAGUGAAAAUAUGGGCAAGGGUCCAUGCCACAUAUUAAUUUCCACUCCGGGCCGUUUAAUGGAUUUUGUAGAAAAAUGUUUUAUUACAUUUGAGGAUAUACGUUUCGUGGUCCUCGAUGCCGAUCGAAUGUUAGACAUGGGCUUCAAAGACGCUGUAGCUACGAUAAUGAAUCACGCAACUAUGCGAAGCGUCUCGGAACGGCAGAAUCUGAUGUUCUCUGCCACGUUUCCGGAGGAGAUACAGCGAAUGGCCGGAGAAUAUUUGGAUGAAUAUAUAUUUGUAGCUAUAGGCGCAGUAGGUGGUGCUUGUUCCGAUGUCACUCAGAAUGUGUAUGAGGUCGAAAAAAUCCAAAAGAGAGCCAAACUCAUGGAACUUUUAAAGAAGGACGCGAGCGGCACGAUUGUCUUUGUGGAAACCAAGCGAGGUGCCGACUUUUUAGCAUCUUUUUUGUCAGACACAGUAUAUCCGACUACUUCGAUUCACGGCGACCGUUUGCAACGGCAACGCGAAACUGCUUUGGUAGACUUUAAAGCAGGAAGAAUGAAAGUGCUAAUUGCGACCUCGGUAGCUGCUCGUGGUCUUGAUAUCAAAAAUAUUAGACACGUAGUUAAUUACGAUAUGCCAUCGUCAAUUGAUGAAUACGUUCAUCGUAUCGGACGCACUGGUCGCGUGGGAAAUAAUGGCAAAGCAAGUAGUUUCUUUGAUCCCCAGCAGGACUCGGCUAUUGCUGGCGAAUUGGUAAAAAUUCUAGAAGGUGCUGGUCAAGAAGUGCCGCAGUUCUUAAAGAAAUAUAGUUGCGGUGGUGGCCGUGAUAAUCGGGAUGGGCGUUUCGGUGGCCGUGAUGUGCGAAAAGAUAUUGCUCAGAGCUAUGAUCAUUUUAUAACUUCUGCCGGUCCCGAUGCUUUUGAAGAAGACCAAGACUGGAAUUAAGCCAAGAUUUUAGUGAUUGGUCUUCGCUUACAAUUUAAUACUACCUGCUUUUAGGAAAGACGAAGGCUGAAAUUGAUUUUCCUUAGUUGUUCUUUACUAAUAUUACAAUAUAUGUCUUCAGCUUUGUAUUAAAUGACUUUCAUUUUUUUCUGAAUUACUGCUACAUUAUAAAAAAGUUUAAAUUUGAAUUUAAAAUUU